AUGGAGUUGGACAAAGUUGUAACUCAAAAUCAAACUUAUAUUAAUGAAAUCGAGAAGAAACCAACUCGGUCUACCAUAAAUCUACGGUUCGGAAGUGGUGGAGAUCCACAAAGACAAAGGGUUUUACUAUUGUGUGAAGAGGUUAGUGUAGUCAAUGUAGAAACUCCGAAUAUAGAGACGCAGGCACUGAUACUAUCCGAUCAAGAUGCAAAACUGUUAUUCUUUUCAAAAGACUUGGCGAAUCUAUUAAGCCUGCAAGGAACUAUAGAGAAAGAAAAGGCCCAACGAAAAUUUUCGGCAUCACUUGGAUACAAAGAUAUGAUUAAAAUGGAGCAGGAGUGUCGCGAAUUCCGAUUCGCGAGACUCCAACCAUACCCCAAACAAACAAAUAAAUUUCUUGUUGUAAAUAAAUGUUAA
Molecule: messenger RNA, 417 nt
Organism: Loa loa (African eye worm)
Lineage: Eukaryota; Metazoa; Nematoda; Chromadorea; Rhabditida; Onchocercidae
Exons: 3
Coding region: 1-417 (138 amino acids)
Source: RefSeq, a predicted model, not a curated record